AUGGGGAGCUCGAACAAAUGGCGAGAAGCGAAAUCGGCUUUGGGAUUGAACAAGUGUCUCAGUCUUCCCAAAACCCUCCAUGAUUCUUCUUCUUCUUCUUCUUCAUCGUCAUCACCAUCAUCUCCGUCCGCCGGCGACGCCGCAAGACCCUCCGGCGAAGUUUUCGGCGACCCGACCCGACCCGAAUCCUCAUCUGGGUCGGGUCCCCGCUUCUCCAAGUGUGUUUUCUCGUGGAAACUGCAGAAUACUUGCGCGGUAUGCUUAUCCGAGAUCAAACAGGGAGAAGGGCAAGCCAUCUUCACUGCAGAAUGCUCCCAUUCUUUCCAUUUCCAGUGUAUAUCGUUGAACGUGAAACACGGCAACAAGAUAUGCCCUUUAUGCAGAUCACAGUGGAAUCAACUGCCUGUAGGUGGCAGUGGAAGUACUCCUAACUCUCGAAUCAGGAUUUCCCCGUUGACUUCUCCACGAGAUGAUUCUACUUUGCCGAGCUUACAUCGAUGGCCCGGGCUUCAGAUCUUCGACGAUGAUGAUUUCUUACCUCAUGGAGAGGUAGAAACUCAGAAUCAUCAUCUGAAUGUUGAGAGCCAAGCCCUUGAUGUGAAAUUGUUUCCUGAACUCUCUGCAUUGCCGAGGUCAGCCUCUCGUGGGGAGUUUGCUGUUCUGAUCCAUCUUAAGGCCGAGGGUAGGAGCGGAAGCCAUACACGUGCUCCUCUGGAUCUGAUCACGGUUCUUGAUGUGAGUGGGAGCAUGUCGGGAAUCAAGGUCGAGCUUCUGAAACGGGCAAUGGCUUUUGUGAUUCAGAAUCUCGGGCCGGCUGAUAGGCUCUCUGUGGUGGCUUUCUCUAGCACUGCUCGUCGCCUUUUCCCUCUGAAGUUGAUGUCUGAGACGGGCAAGCAAGAAGCAAUUCAGGCUGUUUACUCUUUAGUUGCGGACGGGGGAACGAACAUUGCAGAAGGGUUGAAGAUUGGUGCUAAAGUGAUCACAGAUAGGCGAUGGAAGAACCCGGUUUCCGGGAUGAUGCUCUUGUCAGAUGGGCAAGACAAUUAUACUCUUGCUCCUGGUCGGGUCCAUAUGAGAACAGAUUACGAGUCGUUACUUCCAACUUCAUGCAGGAUUCCAAUCCACACGUUCGGGUUUGGAUCCGACCACGAUGCUGAAUUGUUGCACACGAUCUCUGAGAUCUCCAGUGGGACCUUUUCGUUCAUCGAGACAGAUAUUGUGAUUCAGGACGCCUUUGCGCAGUGUGUUGGAGGACUUCUGAGCGUCGUGGUCCAGGAACUUAGCGUCGAAAUCGGAUCCAUCCAUCCGGGUUUGCGGAUUUCAUCUGUAAGAGCUGGCAGUUACAGAACAGAUAUGGCAUCUGAUGGAAGAACUGGCAAGAUAGAUGUUGGAGAUUUGUAUGCAGAGGAAGAAAGGGACUUUCUUGUGAUUCUCGACAUCCCAAAGAACGAAUCCGAAUCAACGUCGUUGCUGAAGGUUAGAUGUGACUACAAGGAUCCGAUUUCGAAAGAGAUUAUCGGUUUCGAAGCAGGAGAAGUAAACAUCCAGAGGCCACGGGAGAUAACCAGAGAACAGAGAAUGGUGUCCAUUGAGGUGGACAGGCAGCGAAACAGGUUCAUUGUGGCAGACACUAUGUCGGAAGCUAGGGUUUUAGCAGAUCAAGGUCAUCUGGACAGGGCAGUGUCACUCCUCGGUGACCGACAGAAACAGUUAUCGGAGACAGUGUCUGCUCAGGCCGGGGAUAGUCUCUGUCAGGCCUUGUCAGCGGAGUUGCUUGCGCUACAAGAAAGGAUGAGGGACCGGAGAAUGUACGAAUCAACUGGCCGAGCCUAUGCGUUUUCGAGCAUGAGCUCGCAUUCGUCGCAGAGAGCGACUGCUCGGGGAGAUUCCACGAGUGGUUCGAGCCGAGUUCGGGCUUAUCAGACCACAAGCAUGGCUAAUAUGGUGAGACAUUCUCAAGAACUGAGACUUGCAAACCCUAACCCUAAUCUUAACACAAACCCCAGCUUGAGUCCCACUUCACACGUGCGAAGAAGGCUGCACCAAACGCUGUCGUUUCAUUCACGGCAACAGCCCAAAUGAUUCCGGUUUGGUGGAUGAAUACAGUGGUUAAGACUAAACCGGCGACAUGGUUUAUGUUAUUGAUUAUUAGCCAAAGAUUUGUUGGUAUAAUUAUCUGAAAAGGUACUUUUUACCCUGGAUUGAUGCUUUUUCUCUCUCUUUUUUUUUGUAUAAUUAUCUGAAAAUUCUUUUUUUUUU
Molecule: messenger RNA, 2259 nt
Organism: Tarenaya hassleriana
Lineage: Eukaryota; Viridiplantae; Streptophyta; Magnoliopsida; Brassicales; Cleomaceae
Exons: 3
Coding region: 1-2082 (693 amino acids)
Source: RefSeq, a predicted model, not a curated record